AUGAAGGAGAAGGCCAAGAAUAAGGUUCAUCAAGACGCAAUUCAUCAAGAGACAAUAAGAAAGGAGCAAAGACAACAGACGCUUUACACUAAGUUCACCAUCAACCCACUCAAGAAACUGGUUGUCUUGUCAGACAAACCCACGGCCAGUAAACUGAAAGAGACGAUUGAAACGACUUCGGAGUUGAUCGAGGCUUUCCACUACGCACGACAAGUACCGACCAAGAAGUAUCCGGAGCCGCUGACUGAGAGUCACAUGAUAGGAUGGAGGACAGAGCCACUGAUUCCAUCGGACCGCUUUGACAGAAGGUUCAACUACCACCGACAGAGCACCGACGUCACCGCAGGUCUAGUCUUUUCUCCUGAACCCUCCUGA
Molecule: messenger RNA, 375 nt
Organism: Limanda limanda (common dab)
Lineage: Eukaryota; Metazoa; Chordata; Actinopteri; Pleuronectiformes; Pleuronectidae
Product: cilia- and flagella-associated protein 144-like
Exons: 6
Coding region: 1-375 (124 amino acids)
Cellular component (GO): ciliary base
Source: RefSeq, a predicted model, not a curated record